CACACCCACUUCCGGCCGGCUCCCAUCCUUUCCGGCCCGCCCGCCGCCAUCAUGAAGGUCGAGCUGUGCAGUUUCAGCGGGUAUAAGAUCUACCCGGGCCACGGCCGCCGCUACGCCCGCACUGAUGGCAAGGUUUUCCAGUUCUUGAAUGCAAAAUGUGAGUCUGCAUUCCUUUCCAAGAGAAACCCCCGUCAAAUCAAUUGGACUGUUCUAUAUAGGCGUAAGCACAAGAAAGGACAGUCAGAAGAGAUACAAAAGAAGCGCACACGCCGUGCUGUUAAGUUUCAAAGAGCUAUUACUGGUGCAUCCUUAGCUGAGAUCAUGGCUAAGCGAAACCAGAAGCCUGAAGUCCGAAAAGCGCAGAGGGAACAAGCUAUCAGGGCUGCAAAAGAAGCCAAGAAGGCCAAGCAGGCCACCAAGAAAACGGCUGUUUCUGCUGCAAAGGCUCCAACAAAGGCAGCACCUAAGCAGAAAAUUGUGAAACCAGUCAAGGUUUCUGCUCCCCGUGUUGGUGGAAAGCGCUAGCUUUUUCAUGUUAGCCAUACUGAAUAAACAUCUAACUCGCUUUCACAACUUGUGCUCUUUUCAACUGUGUGACACGUGCUGAAGAGAAUUAAAGACCAGUGAACACC
This is a messenger RNA of Lagopus muta (rock ptarmigan), 632 nucleotides long. It is a transcript of the gene RPL24, whose product is annotated as ribosomal protein L24. Lineage: Eukaryota; Metazoa; Chordata; Aves; Galliformes; Phasianidae. Gene Ontology annotation, biological process: cytoplasmic translation. The record is from RefSeq and is a predicted model, not a curated record. The transcript is spliced from 6 exons. The coding region runs from base 52 to 525 and encodes 157 amino acids. Gene Ontology annotation, cellular component: cytosolic large ribosomal subunit. Gene Ontology annotation, molecular function: structural constituent of ribosome; mRNA binding.